CGUUUCAGUAUUUUUUCGGUUUAUUUUCAUAAAAUUAAAAACCUACCCUAACUGUCGGUACGUUUAUAGAUUUAUAUAUAAACCUACGGUUUUAUUAAAAGAAACCUAAAAAUCGACUCGGUACGAUACAGUUUGGUCAGUUUAGUCGGUUUUUAAAUAUCCAUUGACACCCCUAGGUAACUCUACCUCAAGUUUAUAGAUUGUAUCACUUUUAUUUUAUCCUGUUUUAACUUUUCUUUUCCUGCUUUUUAUCAGCAUUUUUGUAGCCUCUUUAUUUUUUUUGGAUUAUGGAUUUAGUCAUUUCUUGAUUAACAUAGGUUGUGCUUGAAAACCCCAGAAAAGGUACAAUCUUUUUGAGUUAAUGGAAGCAUGGUCAAGUUUAAAUGAUGAGUCUCAGGUAUAUAAAGGAAAUGAGAGUGGUUCUGGUAUUAAUCUUACAGUAGAAGUAAAUGGCAUUGAUGGCUGUAGUAAGAAUAGGCUAAAGAGCUUGUUUGAUCAAGUUCUUUCUGUUUUUCUAAGUGAGGUAACUGAGAAAAAAUGUGUAAGGCCUCUUCCAGUUAUGACCGGUAGUGGGAAGCCUCUGGAUUUGUUUAAACUUUACUGGAUUGUGAGGAAAAUAGGGGGAUAUGACCGCGUUUCGAGCAAGAAUUUGUGGGGCUUUAUUGCAGAGCAUUGUGGGUUGGAUGUUGGGGCUGUUGCAUUUGUGAAGUUGGUUUAUGUUAAGUAUUUGGCUGAAUUUGAUCAUUGGCUAAGGCAGUUAUGUAAAGAAGGAAACUUGGAGAAACGAGAGGGUGGGGUUGUUCGCCGACUUGAUUUGUUGUCAAAGGAGUUGGAGACAAGGUUUAGGAGGUUGUUGCUCCGUAGGUGUCAGAAAAAGAAAGAUGCUAAUUUGCUUCCUUCGAAAAAUGGUCAGGUUGAUUUUGAAAUGCUUACUACUGAAAGUGUUAAUAAAACCAAUGAUUACACAACACGAAGAAGUUUCAAUGCUGAAAACAGGAACGGUAACCUUUACAAUGGCGAUGAAAGAUCCGUUUCUAAGAUUGACGACGACUACGUUUUUUUGGCAUCUGCCGAGGGGAUUGUCGAGAAGGUCCUUUAUAAAGCACCUGAAAAAUCAAAUAAUGAAUAUGAUGACGACGAAAAAUUCUUUGCCCGCGAUAUUAAAAAUAAAGUGACAUCUAACGGAGAGGUGAUUCAGAGAGCUGCGUCGGCCAUGAGUGUUAUUGAGAAUGUAUUUGAUUCUCGCAAGAGAAAAAGAGAAUCUUCAUGUUUCUCAGGAAUGUUGAAUUGGAUUAAUCAUGCGGCAAAACAUUCUAAUGAUCCUGAAAUUGGAGAAGUUCCUGAAUCUUCCAAGUGGAAAGGUCAUACAAGCAACGAGUUCUGGUUCCAGGUCUUGUUGGUUAAGGAAGCAUUGCUGAAGAGAAGGCAUACUGAUACAAAUGCAGAGGAAUCUAAUCCUCAGCAGAAAAAGCAGAGAAUGCAUCCGUUCAUGUAUGAAGAGAGACUCAACAAUCAACCUGCUGAAAAACUAAGAUGCAGCAAAAGGAUCCCCGUUUCACCAAAACAUGUUCCUUGUCCGUGUUGUAACUCAUGUUCGACCUCUCAAAACAAAGCUUCAACUCAUCAGAAGGAAGAAGAACAAGAUACUGGGCCAGAUCUUACAAGUAUUGAGGUAUCAGUAACAGAAAAAACUGAUGACUUAGGGGAUCAGCAAACACACCCUGAAGUUUCUGUGGGUCCUCUCCACCAAGCUGAAGUCCCUGAAUGGUCGGGGGUGAUUUCUGAGAGUGAUUCCAAGUGGUUAGGCACGCGAAUGUGGCCUCCCGAAGUGGAAACAACAAAAUCUUUGGUUGAGUUAGAUCCUAUCGGGGAGGGAAGACGAAGUUCAUGUGGUUGUCGAUUUCCACAAUCUGUUGAAUGCAUCAGGUUCCAUAUUGCGGAGAAGAGGUUUAAAUUGAAGCUCGAGCUCGGUCCUUUGUUCAACCGAUGGAGGUUUGAUCGCAUGGGAGAAGAAAUUUCACUUUCUUGGACAGCUGAAGAGGAAGAGAGAUUCAAAGAUAUGGUAAGGUCAAGUUCUACGUCGAAUAACAAAUGGAAGAAUUCUAAGAAACUACUUCCAUCCAAGACUAGGAAUAUGUUGGUUAGCUAUUACUUCAAUGUAUUCCUUAUCAGACGUCGGAGCUAUCAAAACCGAGUUACUCCAAAAGAACUCGAUAGCGAUGAUGAUGAGAUUGAGCUUGGGUCUGUCGGCGACAGUUUUGGUAAUAUUGCAGUUCAUGUACCAAGCUCCAGGUCACUAACAUGCGUCGAGAAUAAGGUAUGCUCUGAUCUGGAGUAACAUGUCAUGGACAUUGUAGCGAGUGUUCUAGUUGAUACCAACAAAUAUGUUUUCUUGAAUUUAACAAGCAGUUAUUGCAACUUGCUUGGCAAUUUUGACAGACUAAUUGAGUGCAGGUAAUGGCAAGAGCAAAUACUACUCAGUAGACUGAAGUGAUGAUCUUAUUAUGUAAAUAUAUAUAUCUGAAAUAUUGCCAAAUAGUGCAUUGUAAAAGUUUAAACAAAUUGCAUAUAAGGAUUCAAGGUUUUCUUUAA
Nicotiana tabacum (common tobacco) is the source of this 2592-nucleotide messenger RNA. The record is from RefSeq and is a predicted model, not a curated record. Lineage: Eukaryota; Viridiplantae; Streptophyta; Magnoliopsida; Solanales; Solanaceae.